This is a messenger RNA of Dujonia railenensis, 2463 nucleotides long. The record is from the annotation of a GenBank genome assembly. Lineage: Eukaryota; Fungi; Ascomycota; Pichiomycetes; Serinales; Debaryomycetaceae.
ACCGAGACUGGUGGAUCAUCAACAGGUGGAUCUUCAACUGAGACUGGUGGAUCAUUAACAGGUGGUUCUUCAACCGGUGGUUCAUCAACCGAGACUGGUGGAUCAUCAACAGGUGGAUCUUCAACUGUGACUGGUGGAUCAUCAACCAGUGGAUCUUCAACUGAGACUGGUGGAUCAUUAACAGGUGGAUCAUCAACAGGUGGAUCAUCAACUGGAGGUUCUUCAACCGAGACUGGUGGGUCAUCCACUGGCGGCUCUCCAACAGGUGGUUCUUCAACCGAGACUGGUGGAUCAUCAACAGGUGGUUCUUCAACCGAGACUGGUGGAUCAUCAACCAGUGGAUCUUCAACUGAGACUGGUGGAUCAUCAACUGGUGGAUCGUCAACAGGUGGAUCAUCAACAGGUGGUUCUUCAACUGGUGGUUCUUCUACUGAAACCGGUGGAUCUUCAACAGCUUUUAGUUCGUCUAGUAUUGCUAUUUCCGAAACGUAUAGCUCAUCUAUCCCAAUUUUAUCAUUUUUGUCAAGUAGUGCUUACUGGAGCAAUUCAAGUGUGGCUGCAUCAUCUAGUACUUAUUCUUUGUCAGCCUCAUCAUCAUCAGGUAGUAGUUCCAUCACAGGUAUCAAGUCAUCGUCUGCUGUAGGUAUUACGUCGUCAGGUGGAUCAUCAACUGAGACCGGUGGGUCAUCUACUUCAACCGGCGGUUCUUCAACUGGUGGUUCUUCAACUGAAACCGGUGGAUCAUCAACAGGUGGAUCUUCAACAGGUGGAUCUUCAACCGAGACUGGUGGGUCAUCCACUGGCGGUUCUUCAACUGGUGGUUCUUCAACAGGUGGUUCUUCAACAGGUGGUUCUUCAACCGAGACUGGUGGAUCAUCAACUGAAACCGGUGGAUCAUCUACUGGUGGAUCAUCAACCGAGACUGGUGGAUCAUCAACUGAAACCGGUGGAUCAUCUACUGGUGGAUCUUCAACAGGUGGAUCUUCAACAGGCGGAUCAUCAACUGAGACCGGUGAAUCAUCUACUUUAACCAGCGGAUCUUCUACUGGUGGAACAUCAACUGAGACUGGUUCCUUAAGUGCAUCAACCAGUAGUUCAGUUUCUUCUUCAGCUAGUUCUUCACCAACGGCAAUAAGUUGCGCAUAUGAUGGAUCAACCUCAGUAGGGUUUUUAGCCAAAGAAUAUGCAUACGAAGCUCCAAUUGACUUAGCUACUUAUCUUGACAACGGGUACGCAUCGGGUACUGUUCUCGAGACAUUACAUGAUGUUAUUGACCUUGAUAUCCAAUAUAGUACCACCACAGUAUUAGAACUCACAGGGUAUUUUAUACCUCCAACAGCUGGUAGUUACACUUUGCAGUUAAGCGGUGUUUCAAGUGGAGGAUCGUUGUAUUUUGGAGCUACCGAAGCUUUCUCUUGCGGAAGUGAGUUAACUAAAAGAGCUGAAAUUUCUCCUUUGAUAAUAGAUGGUACCACAACUAGCGGUGAAAUAACAAUUGACUUGGAGCUGAAUGCCUACUACCCAAUCAAAAUUGUCAACAUUGACACAAAUGGAGAUGAGGAUAUUGUUUUAACAAUUAUCGGUCCAAAUGGAGAGUCAUUAACAAUACAAGAGACUAUCUUAAACUUUGUCAGCGAUACAGGUACAGGAAGUUCCAGCUCUGCUUCAAGUUCAUCAACGACUUCUUCUUCCGCAGGUGUAACCUCAUCGUCUACCUUUUCAUCUACAAUAUCGUCUUCCACUUUAUCAUCAAGUCAACAAACAACGUUGAUAACAUCAACCACAAGCCCCACAGUAACUGGAUCAGGUACUGGCUCGAGUGGAUCAACCACAAGCUCUACAGGAACUGGUUCGAGUGGAUCAGGAUCAGAAUCAGGAUCAAGUUCCAGUGGUUCUAGUGGUUCAGGUGGAUCAGGAUCAGGCAAUGGAUCUGGAACUGGAUCAAGCUCCGGCUCAAGUGGAUCAGGAUCAGGAUCAAGUUCCAGUAGUUCUAGUAGUUCAGGUGGAUCAGGAUCAGGAUCAGGAUCAGGCAAUGGAUCAGGAAAUGGAUCAAGUGGAUCAGGAUCAGAAUCAAGUUCCAGUAGUUCUAGUAGCUCAGGUGGAUCAGGAUCAGGAUCAGGAUCAGGAUCAGGAUCAGGAUCAGGCACUGGAUCAGGAACUGGAUCAAGCACUGGAUCUAGUGGUUCAAGUGGAUCAGGAUCAGGAUCAGGAUCAAGUGGUUCCAGUGGUUCGAGUGGUUCAAGUGGAUCAGGAUCAGGAUCAAGCACUGGAUCUAGUGGUUCAAGUGGAUCAGUAUCAGGAUCAAGUGGUUCCAGUAGUUCCAGUAGUUCAAGUGGAUCAGCAUCUACUUCAACCAGUUAUCCAUCUUCCAGUAUUACUACAUCCUAUGCGAAUAGUGCAAUCUCAGAUAGAGCUAACAAAUACCUACCAUUUAUCAUGACGUUUUUCAUAAUCUUGCUUUAA